Molecule: messenger RNA, 2544 nt
Organism: Cornus florida
Lineage: Eukaryota; Viridiplantae; Streptophyta; Magnoliopsida; Cornales; Cornaceae
Product: cuscuta receptor 1-like
Exons: 9
Coding region: 1-2544 (847 amino acids)
Molecular function (GO): protein binding
Source: RefSeq, a predicted model, not a curated record
AUGAAGUACUCUGAGCGAGUAUUCAUGAGGUUAUUAAUAUUGUUGAUGUUGGUUUUGGUGAAUGGGUGUGAUGGGUGUUGGGAGCAAGAGAGAAUCGGUCUUUUGCAGCUCAAAGCUUACAUCAACAACCCAUAUGGCUCUUCUUCCUUGCCAUCAUGGGAGGACUCAAAUGGUUUUGAAAAACUAUCAAGAUUGAGCAAUCUACGUAUCCUUGAUCUGAGUGAGAAUCGUUUCAAUAACAGCAUAUUAUCAUCUCUAAAUGGACUUUCAUCUCUCAAGACUCUAAAACUACGAGCAAACAACUUGACUGGGCAAAUUUAUAUUCAAGACUUUGAUGGUUUGAACAACUUGAAGGAGCUGGACAUAAGUUUGAACUAUCUCAGUUGUAUUGUGACCAAAGAAGGUUUAGCGAGAUCUCCAAGUUUGAACAACUUAGAGUUCCUUGAUUUGAGUUCAAAUCUCUUGAACAAUGACAUAUGGCCAUUUGUGCAAGGACUUCCAUCACUGAAGACACUAUAUAUGAGAGGAAUGAAAUGGAAUGUAACAAUUCACAGUAAAGACUCUCAAAACCUUAGAAAUAUGGAAAACUUGUUCUUGGAUGAUGCUACUCUCAACAAUGACUUCCUUCCAAGCAUUACUAUAGUGAUGACUUCUCUUAAAGUAUUGUCACUACAACAUUGUGGACUCACCGGCAGCUUACCUGUUCCAGGAUUGUGUGAACUGAAGAAUCUUCAGGAGCUUGCCCUCCAUGAUAAUAAAAUAGAGGGUGAGUUGCCUCAAUGCAUGGAAAAUUUGACAUCGCUUCAGAUUUUGGAUCUCUCUUCCAAUGGCUUCACUGGGAAUAUCGCCUUGUCUCCACUUGUAAAACUGAAAUCACUGGAAUACCUUGUGCUUUCAGACAACCCCUUUCAAGUCCCAGUCUCAUUUACAUCAUUUUUCAACCAUACAAAACUCAAGUUCAUUGAAAGCAUGAACAACGAAUUGUUGGUAGAAACAGACGACAAUCAGACUGAUCAUUUGGUCCCGAGUUUCCAACUGAUCCGUUUUCGUUUAUCUGAUCGUGAAGUUGGCAAUGCCAAUAGCAGCACUACUGGAGCCUUUCCCAACUUCCUCUACUACCAAAAGGACCUCCAAAUUGUUGAACUUUCUCGAUUAAACUUCAGUGGAAAGUUUCCGAAUUGGUUGUUGGAUAACAACACAAGACUGCUUUUGGCAUUUGAUAUCUCCAACAAUGACUUCUCUGGCCAAAUUACGAGCCACAUUGCUACCAUUUUUCCAAGUCUGAAAUUUUUAAACAUGCCUGCUAAUGGCUUUGACGGUGGUAUUCCUUCUUCAUUAGGUGAUUUGUCGUCUUUAGAGUAUCUACACUUAUCGAAUAAUAAUUUGUCUGGCGAAAUACCUGGAGAAUUGGCUAUGGGUUCCUAUCGCUUGAGUUUACUGAAACUAUCCAACAACAACUUUCGCAAUCAUUUGUCUGGUGAGAUUCCUGGGUGGAUGGGGAACACAUGGAUUAUUGAGUUUGGUAUGUCCAAUAAUCAUUUGUCUGGUUCCAUUCCAAUUGAAUUUUGUCUACGUGUUAGUCUUGAGCUUUUUGACCUCUCUCAGAACAAUAUUACUGGAACCAUACCUUCUUGCUUCAACCCACCAUAUUCGAGCAUCCUUCUGUUGAGAAACAAUACUUUUGAAGGCCACAUCCCACUCCGUUUAUGCAGUUUGUCUCAGUUGAGCAUGAUUGAUCUUUCUUUGAAUAACUUUUCCGGCCACAUUCCUCCUUGCUUAAGUAGCAUCACUUUCCAGGGACUACUUAGCAGUAAAUCUUUUCUGGGAGCAAUUGCUGUAUCCAUUCCAUGUUUACAUUUCACAUCAUUCUUGGGUGAUGAUCUAAAAGUGAUGUCAAAAAGGUGGGGAAACAUGUAUAUCGGUGAUUAUCAUGAUAUUAUCCUCGAAAAAUCACAAGUAGAGUUCACAACAAAAGGAAGUUCCCGCUUGUAUCAGGGAAUCAAUCUUGACCUCUUCUCAGGAAUCGACCUCUCGUGCAACAAUUUUACUGGCUACAUCCGAAAUGAACUUGGGAAUAUAGGUGAAAUCAGAGUGCUAAACCUGUCUCACAAUGGUCUAAGCGGAAUGAUCCCGACAUCAUUUUCAUACCUCCAGAAUAUAGAGAGCUUAGACCUCUCCUUCAACAACUUGAAUGGGAAAAUUCCUUCACAGCUUACUGAGUUAUACUCUCUGGCCAAGUUCAAUGUAUCGUACAAUAACCUGUCCGGCAAUAUACCUCAGAGCCAAAGUUCUGUCCAAUUUGAUACAUUUGAUAAUAGUAGCUACAUCGGAAAUCCACUCCUUUGUGGACCACCACUUUCAAGAAAUUGCACCGCCGCUGUUGAGCUAUCUCCAUCAACUCCCAGAAUCAUGAAUAGCAGUGAAGGGGACAAUGCCUUUAUGGACAUGGAUUCUUUCUAUGUGAGUUUUACAUCGUCCUACAUAAUUAUGUUCUUGGGGAUUGCAGCUGUUUUUUACAUCAAUCCCUACUGGAGAUUCAGCUAG